ACCACCCUUCUAUAUAUUAUAAUAUAAAAAAAGGAGAAUAAUUCCAUUUAAUAUAGCACCUAGACACUAAUAAUCAAAGGAAAAAACAGAAGAAAAUUUCAACACCGGGUUAGAAAAAAAGAAGCUGCAAGUUCUUAGAAGUUGAAGAUUGCUCCCUCUUUCCUUUAUAAAGUCUUAAACCCUUUUCCAUUUUUCACCAUCCCCACAUAAUAAUACAUAUUUAUAUCUAUAUGACUAUAUCUAUCUAUAUAUAAACAUUCUCACUGAAUUCCUUCCUAUCCCAAACCUUCCACAACCACAUAACUCUAUAUCUACAUUUUGCAUAACAUAAUUCUAAAACAGAACCAAUUCAAGUUUUGCAUCAAUCAUCACAAUAACAAAUAUAUAACAGUGAUGAAAAUCACGUGGAAAUCAAUAUUUUCAAGCUGUUAUCAGGGUGAAGGUGAGUACACUUCACCUAAAGCAACAACAAAAGAAACAUCAACAAAAGUUGUUGCUACAAAGACAAGUUCUUUUAACAGAAUAUCUCUCACGGAUCUGAGUUUUCCAAGUGCCACAACACUUUCAGAAGAUCUUUCAAUUUCUCUAGCAGGGUCUAAUCUCUAUGUUUUUACACUAGCUGAGCUCAAGAUCAUUACUCAGGGUUUCUCUUCUAGUAAUUUUCUUGGUGAAGGAGGAUUUGGACCUGUUCAUAAAGGUUUCAUUGAUGAUAAGGUUAGAGCUGGACUUGAACCUCAACCUGUGGCUGUUAAGCUCUUAGAUUUGGAUGGUACUCAAGGUCAUAGAGAAUGGCUGACUGAGGUUGUGUUUCUUGGUCAACUAAGACAUCAACACCUUGUGAAGUUGAUUGGAUAUUGCUGUGAAGAAGAACAUAGACUUUUGGUAUAUGAGUAUUUACCAAGAGGAAGCUUAGAGAAUCAAUUAUUUAAAAGAUAUUCAACAUCGUUACCAUGGUCAACAAGAAUGAAAAUUGCUGUUGGAGCUGCAAAAGGUCUAGCUUUUUUACAUGAUGCAAAGAAACCAGUCAUCUACAGAGAUUUCAAAGGUUCAAAUAUCUUAUUAGACUCCGACUAUAAUGCAAAACUCUCUGAUUUUGGCUUGGCAAAAGAUGGUCCUGAAGGAGAUGACACACAUGUUUCAACUAGAGUUAUGGGCACUCAAGGUUAUGCUGCACCUGAAUAUAUCAUGACAGGACAUUUGACAGCAAUGAGUGAUGUGUAUAGUUUUGGAGUUGUUCUCUUGGAGCUAUUAACCGGUAGAAGGUCAGUCGACAAGGUACGUCCACCAAGAGAACAGAAUCUAGUGGAAUGGGCUAGACCAGUGUUAAACGAUGCUCGUAAACUUUCCAGAAUAAUGGAUCCAAGGCUUGAAGGACAGUAUUCUGAGAUGGGAGCAAGAAAAGCAGCUGCAUUGGCUUAUCAAUGUUUAAGCCAUAGACCAAGAAAUAGACCUACAAUGUCUACGGUGGUUAACACUCUUGAACCUCUCAAGGAUUUUGAUGACAUUCCAAUAGGUCCUUUUGUUUACACAGUUCCAACUGAUGUUAGUAAUAAUGAGGUGCAAAAAGAAAGUGCUACUAUUGAAACACCAAAGGAGAGAAAAAGGGAAAGUAGUAGUAGUAGUACUAGUACUCAUCAUCAUCAUCGUAGAAAUCAAGAUGUCAAUAAUAGCCCUAAGCCAAAGCAUCUUAUUAUUGAUAAUAACAAUAAUGAAGUACUAGUACAUAAAAAAGAUGGAGAAGAAUAUUAUGAUACACCUAAGGAGAAGAAAAGGGAAAAUGGUCAUCGUCAUAGAAGUCAUCAUCAUCAUCAUCGCCACAAUGGCCAUAAACAUCCACUUAAAUCACCAAAAACAAAAUCAUCAAAUGAGGGACAACAAAGUGGGUCACACUCAUCACCAGAUACCUCCUCUAUUACAUCAGAAAGCCAAGGAAAUUAAGGAAAUUAAGUAUAGUUUAGUAGAGACGUACCAAGAUCAUACACUGUUAAUUGUAUAUAGUAUGUCAAUGAGCUGGCUUCAAGCAAAAAGGAGAAGUGGAUAUUCAAUGGUCCUAGCAUGGAAAGCAUGCUUGAUUUUUUGUUUUCUUUCGUUUACUUAUUAUUAUUUUUCUAUUUAUUCAGGAAGUUGAUUAUUUUUAAUUGUGUAUACAACAGUGAAUUUUGUUCCUUUGAUUAAUCAGUUACUUAAAUAUAUUAUUUUUUGUUUUUGAUUUUUA
Medicago truncatula (barrel medic) is the source of this 2215-nucleotide messenger RNA. RefSeq names its product serine/threonine-protein kinase RIPK. Gene Ontology annotation, molecular function: protein kinase activity; ATP binding. The coding region runs from base 394 to 1938 and encodes 514 amino acids. Lineage: Eukaryota; Viridiplantae; Streptophyta; Magnoliopsida; Fabales; Fabaceae. Gene Ontology annotation, biological process: protein phosphorylation. The transcript is spliced from 5 exons. The record is from RefSeq and is a predicted model, not a curated record.